Messenger RNA from Magallana angulata, 5020 nucleotides. Its product is annotated as tripeptidyl-peptidase 2-like. The record is from RefSeq and is a predicted model, not a curated record. Bases 15 to 3761 code for a protein of 1248 amino acids. NCBI's taxonomy places the organism in Eukaryota, Metazoa, Mollusca, Bivalvia, Ostreida, Ostreidae. Gene Ontology annotation, molecular function: serine-type endopeptidase activity; tripeptidyl-peptidase activity. Gene Ontology annotation, biological process: proteolysis. Gene Ontology annotation, cellular component: cytosol. The transcript has 27 exons.
AAUCGUCUGCGAGAAUGGCGUCCGAAUGCAUAGAAGAUUUUCCUCUAGACGGGUUGUUACCUAAGAAAGAGACUGGUGCUUAUUCAUUUCUUACGAAAUACCCGAAUUAUGACGGUAGAAGAGUUAUCAUCGCUAUUCUUGACACGGGUGUAGACCCAGGUGCGCCUGGAUUGCAGGAAACUCCAGAUGGAAGUCCCAAAAUAGUUGACAUAAUUGACACAACUGGGUCUGGUGAUGUUGACACUUCCAAAGUUGAAGAAGUGAAAGAUGGAGAAAUAACUGGUGUUACAGGUCGUAAACUCAAGAUACCAGACACUUGGAACAACCCUAGUGGUUUGUACCAUGUAGGAGUAAAGCCCAUCUUUGAGUUGUUUCCAAAGAAGUUGCAGGAGAGGUUUAUUAAAGAAAGGAAGGAGAAAAACUGGGACCCAGCCCACAGGGAGGCUGUAGCAGAUACCACUAGAAAACUAGAGCAGUAUGAGGCCUCUGGUCAGGAUGAUAAGCAGGAAAAGGAGAAUUUGCAGAGCUGUAUUGAUGUCCUGAACAACAUGGAGAAGACUUACGAGGAGGCAGGCCCAAUGUUAGACUGUGUCGUCUUCCAUGAUGGAGCCACAUGGAGGGCCUGUGUUGAUAUGACAGGGAGAGGAGAGCUUGGUGAGUGUAAGUUGCUGGCCAGCUACCAUGAGGAACACCAGUAUGGAACCUUCAGCCGUGUGGACAUGAUGAACUAUGGGGUCAACAUUUACAAUGACGGCAACACUCUAGAAAUUGUCACCAAUGCAGGAGCCCAUGCUUCCCAUGUAGCGGGUAUUGCAGCAGGGUAUUUCCCUGACCAACCAGAGAGAAAUGGAGUAGCACCAGGCGCUCAGAUCAUUUCAAUCAAAAUCGGGGACACUCGAUUAGGGUCCAUGGAGACAGGGACUUCAUUAGUUCGAGCUAUGAUUAAAGUGAUAGAGUAUAAGUGUGAUCUAGUCAACUACAGUUAUGGAGAGGCAUGUAGCUGGCCAAAUUCUGGUCGUGUGAUAGACAUACUCUCUGAGGCAGUUAACAAGCAUGGUGUGGUCUUUGUCAGCAGUGCUGGUAACAAUGGCCCUGCCCUCUCUACCGCAGGGUGCCCUGGGGGUACCUCCUCUGCAUUGAUAGGAGUAGGAGCCAUGGUCUCACCUGCUAUGAUGGCAGCUCAGUAUUCUUUGAUGGAGAAACUUCCAAGUAACCAGUACACCUGGUCUUCCAGGGGACCAACACAUGACGGGGAUCUUGGGGUGACUAUUAGUGCCCCUGGAGGGGCCAUUGCUUCCGUGCCAAACUGGACUUUGAGGGGUAACCAGCUGAUGAAUGGGACAAGUAUGAGCUCCCCUAAUGCCUGUGGCUGUAUAGCUCUUGUCUUGUCUGGGCUGAAAGCAAAUGGUAUAGAGUACACACCCAGUAGUGUCAAAAGGGCUUUGAUAAACACAGCCUCAGAUGUACCCAAUAUAGAGAAACUGGCACUAGGACACGGUCUAAUUCAGGUUGAAAAGACAUAUGACUUUCUGACAAAUUUUUCAAAAGAACCAGAGCUGAAAGUUGAGUUUAAGGUCACAUGUUUAGACGGAAGCAGAGGAAUUUACCUGCGUGAACCUCACCAUUUUCUAAAACUGUAUGAAACCAAAGUGUCGAUAGCACCACAGUUUAUAGAGGAGCGUGCUGAGCAGGAAGAAAAGAUCAAUUUCUGCAUGCAGUUCAAUCUGACCUGUGAUGCCCCCUGGGUGCAGCACCCCGCCCAUCUAGAACUGAUGAAUCUAGAACGGCUGAUUAGUGUCCAAGUGGAUCACAGGGGGCUACCCGAGGGGGUUCAUUUUACUGAGCUGAAAGGAUUUGAUAUCAAGUGUUUAGAGAAGGGGCCAGUAUUUAGAUUUCCAAUUACAGUUGUUGUGCCAAGCAAAGUUGAUGAUGAGGUGAAGUGGAAGAAAUCUUUUCCCAGUGUGUCUUUCAAGCCAGGACAAGUGCAUCGUCAUUUUAUUCAGGUUCCAACGGGUGCAACUGUUGCAGUAUUAAAGUUAGAAUCCAUGGAUAAAGAGAAGAGCUGCAGAAUGCUGCUACAUGCUAUUCAGAACCUACCCCAACACUCGUACACCAAACAUGAGUUUGAGAAAUUUGUAACCCUGUCAGAUUCUGUGGAAUACACAUAUGCAUUCAAAGUGGAGGAAAAUAUAACUCUAGAGUUGUGUAUAGCCAAAUGGUGGGCCAGUCUUGGUGAUGUGAUACUGAACUAUAGUGUAACAUUCCAUGGAGUUACAUUGGACACAAAGGAACCAGUCAUGCAUGCCUCUGAUGGGGUAGUGAGAUACAAUGUGAGAACAAACUUGAGAAGUGAGGAAAUUAAUCCAAACAUAUCACUGAAGGCUCUGGUACAACCUGUCAGACCUUCAGAAUACAAAAUCAAGAUACUUCCAGGAGCCAGGGACACCUUGCCAAAUGGGAGACACAUUUAUGCAAUAGAACUGACCUACAAUUUUCAUCUCGACAAGGAUGGGGAGGUGACCCCUAACUGCUCACUCCUGAGUCCCCUGUUAUAUGAGUCUGAGUACGAGAGCCAGCUGUGGAUGCUGUUUGAUUCUAACAAACAGAAUGUAGGCAGUGGAGACGCCUUCCACAACAGGUACACAAAGAAGGUUGAAAAGGGCGAUUACACCUUGUUACUACAAGUCCGACAUGAGAGGAAAGAGAAGCUCGAGAAGCUGAAGGACUUGGUGGUACAGAUCAAACAGAAGCUGCCGUCCACCAUUCCCCUCAGCGCGUACAGCAGCUGGCAGAAAGCCUUCAAUGGCAAGAAGUGCACCAACCUCAGUCUGGGGAAAGGUGUCUUACAGCCGCUGUUUGUGGCUCCUCUGCCCUCUGACAAAAUUCCCAAGAAUGCCAAACCAGGUCACUUUUUGCUAGGCAGCAUGUCAUUGUUGAAAAAUGAACCUCUUACUGAGGCAAGUGUUGUGCCUUUCAAAUACGUGAUAACGGAAACGGCCAAAAAGGAUAACUCAAAGAAAGAAAAGAAAGAAGGGAAAGACAAAGGACAGAAAGAAGGUCAGAAGAAGGAGAAAACAAAGGAUGAAGAAUACAAAGACGCUCUCAGGGACAUGCAAAUCUCAUGGAUCUCAAAGUUAGAAGUGGAUCAUUCCUUGUAUGACGACUUGAGGGGUCAGUACCCAGACCAUCUACCUCUGUUUAAGGCCCGACUUGAGGCCUUGGACAACCACAAGGAUAGGAAAAAAUUUCUUGCUGAAAUCAUAGAUCUCAGUAAAUUGAUCAUCUCAAAAAUCGACCAGAAGGAUUUGAUGAGUUUCUACGGAAUGAAGUCAGACCCCAGACCUGAUGCAGCAACAAUCAAAAGUGAGAAGGACAAGCUGAAGGAUCUGUUGAUAGACAGCUACUGUCGGUUAGGGAAGGCCCAGGCUACGGUGCUGGAGGCCAGGGAGGGGGAGGAAGAGGACAGUGAGGGACUGCCCACCGUGACUGCCGACGAUAUCAAGGAGACCUACCAGACCCUCCAGCAGUGGGUGGAUCUCAAUGAUGCCAAGGUGUCUCAGUUCACAAUGAUGUAUGCCCAGUACAUGAAGCAAUAUGGCAGAGCCUUGAAGAUUGCACAAAAACUUUAUCAGGAGAAAGCAAAUCCUGAGAUGGAGAUGACUGCAUUGAAGAUACUGAGGGAGCUGGGAUGGGACCAUUGUGUGGAUCACGUACAGAACUUGCUCCUUGUCAAAUGCCCCAAGACUUACACACCUUUCUAGACGCCUGCUAACUUAUUAUAUAAUAGAACUGUUCUAUCACUCUGCACCUUCAUACGUAAAUGUCAGUUACAAUGUAGUACAUUGUCAUUGCAUGUAUCGAUAAAUACUGUGAACUGUUCUUGUCAAAUCUGAUACGACCAGUGUAUGGAACUCUUUGAUUAACAUGAUAAAACCAGCUGCUACUGCUGCUGUAGGUAUUUAUUGUAAAAGUUUGUCUGAACGUAUACUAUACUGUGACUGUAAGUUGACCGUUCUGUAAUGUGUUGGGUGUGGGUAAAUGUUGUACUCCUGUACUGCUGUCACAAAGUUGUUAAGUCUUGUCAUGAGUGUCAUCAUAAAUGAUGGCCGAGUAUAUACCAAAAUAUUUAAACGGGAGAUUUGUGUAAUCAGAUGAAGUUUUUGUCAGCAUUUAUAGCAUAAAUGCCUAGUGUUUGACACAUGAAUUUGUUUUGAAGGUUGGUUUAAAGAAAUGCUUUCAGAUUUUACGGUACAAUGUGCAAUCAGUUGUUCAGAAGAGUAGCACAUUUCUUAUCUUAGUCACUAUCAGUGAAUAUAGUCACGGUGCUCAGUGCGUGUGUGUGUGUUGUGGGUUUGUGUUGUGGGUAUGUGGAACAAUAACUGGUUACCUCAUUUUAAUUGACAGAUAUGCUUACAUGUACAGGGAUUCAAUUGUUUAAAAAUCAGGAUUUAGUAGUUGUAUAAUAAUAUAUAAAUAUAAAUCGAAUCUACAAAAUAAAUAAUCGUAUCUUAUUUUUCUAAAAACCAUCACCAAAAUCUAGUUUCAACAGAGUGCAGAAAACAUUGUUAUACAUGAGUGGAAAUUUUAAUAGUGAUUUUAAAGGCUCAAAUUUUACUUUAUUAUUUAUGUGUUGCCAUGGCAAUUAACAUAAUGCAUGUGAUAUAUUAUUUCAGUUGUUUACCAAACCUGAUUCGGUACAGUAUUGGGCAUUCAUAGAACAAGAAUGGUUUUAAUCUUUUUUAAUUUGGAAUACUAUUUUGUAUGUAGAUUUCACUGAUUGUUGUAUACUGUAUAUGAAAUGGGGUUUGUGUAUACCAACCUAUUGGAGAAACUCUUUAUUGUCAUGUCUGUGAUAUUGUCUACAAAUCAGAUCUGCUUUUAAUGGAUAUUGUAGUGGAGAUUAUUGAAUUGUCUAUUUUAAAUUCAUGUAGAAAAGAUUCAUUGUCUAGCUUAGUAACAAUAUUGUAGAUUGUAGUGAGCAACAAAAGCAUAAUGAUUAAAGAAAUGAUAGGGGUUUUUU